Trichomonas vaginalis G3 is the source of this 1002-nucleotide messenger RNA. Its product is annotated as ribose phosphate diphosphokinase protein. Lineage: Eukaryota; Parabasalia; Trichomonadida; Trichomonadidae. The record is from RefSeq and is a predicted model, not a curated record. Gene Ontology annotation, cellular component: cytoplasm; ribose phosphate diphosphokinase complex. Gene Ontology annotation, molecular function: ribose phosphate diphosphokinase activity; magnesium ion binding. Bases 1 to 1002 code for a protein of 333 amino acids. The transcript has a single exon. Gene Ontology annotation, biological process: purine nucleotide biosynthetic process; 5-phosphoribose 1-diphosphate biosynthetic process.
AUGGAAUUUCCAAACCAGAUCAUCAUGGUUAACUUGGAAUCAUCUAAAUACUUUGCUGAUGCAAUUUACGACGAGUUAACCGAUCAAGGUGUCCACAUUUCUCGAAUGGGAAUUAAAAGAUCACAAUAUCCAAAUGGCGAAAAGUAUUAUAAGCUAGAAAUUCCCAAUGCAUUCUCUCUUCUCGGUAAAACAGCAUUAUACGUUGGAUCCAUUGUCUCUGAUGAAGAUAUUUUCGAUGUUCAACGAAUUGGCUAUACAUUGGCUUAUUCUGGAAUCAAAAGAAGAAUAUUUGUUAUUCCAUUCUUAGCCUAUUCUUCAAAUGACAGAGCUAUUUCUCCAGGAGAAGUUGUAGUUUCAAAAAUUAAUCAUACUCUCUUCAGCUCUUUAGGAGCCACCGAUGAAGGAAACGUUUUUGUUUUCUUGGAUCUUCAUACAGCCGGCCUUUUGCACUAUUUCGAAGGCUCCUGCCUUAGAAUUGAAUUAUACGGUCAGAGAGCACUUUGCGAUGCCAUCUACUCCGCAGGCUUUGACAUGUCUAAAGUCGUUAUCGGAGCUCCUAACCUUCGAGAUUCUAAGUGGGUUAACUCAUACGCUUCAGAAUUCAAAGUUCCAAUUGCCUUCGUUACUCAGAACUCAACACUUGAAGAGAACUCUCCAGGAAGCUUAGUCAUUGGCGACGUACAAGGAAAACAUGUGAUUGUUUACAGCGAUUUGAUUAGAUCUUCUUCUGCAGUUAUAAACGUAACAAAAACAUACCUAAAUGCUGGUGCAAGCUCAGUAGACUUCAUGCUUUCGCAUUUCGCCAUUGUUGAUGAAAAUCAAAUCAAAGAAAUCGCAGAUUCUCCUGUUUCAGGAAUUUACGCUACAAACUCUCAUCCUAUUACACAAACAGAACUAGUUAGAUCAUCUCCAAAGUUCCAUAUCAUUGAUAUUGCUCCAUAUUUUGCAAGAUGUCUUUUCGAGAUGCUUCCUUCAGAUAGAUUCCCAAGAUUAUCCGUUUAA